ACGACGAACAACGACGCUUUUCAUCACCGACGCAUGUCAUGUCAUCGCUGGAGACCUUCGAGAGUACUCUCAAAGAUGUGGUUCAGGCGAAACGAUUGUCUCAGUCGAAGAUGAAGAAACUUACCGAUAACGCACUGAAAUGCAUGAAGUACGAUACGCAACUGGUUUCGACGCUCUAUCGCACCCACAAGACACUGUCUACUGCCUCAAAGAUCUCUAGCCUAUACGUUUUCGAUGCUCUGGCCCGUGCGGCACGACACCAGGUCAUAAAGCAAGAUGUGAAGGUGGAUUCCAAGUCUGAGAAGGGCAAUUGUGCCACCUUUCUCCUCAAGAUUGAGGGUGUCCUUGAUGGUCUUUUUCAGGACAUGGCGUCGCUGGAUCAUCCUGAUGCAAGGGAAAAGACCAAGAAGAUUCUAGACAUUUGGGUCAAGUCAAAUACGUUCCCUCCGGAUGUACUAGAGCGUUUGUCGAAAUUGGUUAAAGAGGUUACAGAGCAAGACUCCAAUAAAUUCGUAUCUGUUGCAACCGCAGACCCGCGGCAGCAGACGACUCCGCCAGUUGCGGUUCCGACGCCUCCACAGCAGGUGGCAGCAUCAACACCGCAACUCCCAGCGGCACCGACUGCGACGCCGACAACCGACGUACAAUCAACACUUCUAGCGCUUCUCAGCCAAGCUGCCAAUGCCGUUGCAAGCAAUGGGCAAACAACUGCAAAUACGCCCGCACCUGUAGCGAUCUCACAACUUGAUGCGAACCAGCUCGCAUUGUUUCAGCAGUUGGCACAGUCAGCCAAAGCAGGGAGUGCAGUCCCUACACAGCCCUUACCAUUACCCGUGUCAUUAGUGCCAUCCGCUACUGCAAAUGUUCCCCCUGUAGCACCUCCAAAUGGAGGGCCGCCUCAGCCAUAUCGAGAUGAUCAUUUCGGCUUUGGUCGUAGAGAUCCAAAAUAUGACAGAUUCGAUGGCCCAGAACGUGCGAGAGACCGUGAUGACUAUUAUGACGAUCGUCGCAACUUUAGAGGCGACUUUAGAGGUCGCUUUCCGAGAGGCGGCUUCCGUGGUCGCGGCGCCGGACGCGGACGUUGGGAUGAACGCGAACAGUAUACAGACAGAAACAGAGAGCGCGAGUGGAAUUCGCCUUCUGAAGGCAGACACAGUCGUUCUCGAAGUCCCCCUCGUAAUAGAUUCGCCGGAAGACGAGAUGUCAGACCUUACAGUCCGCCAAGGCGACCAUCUACUUCGCAAAUGUCCGGCGCUCCUCCAAUGACCCCCGGACCACCCACGCUAACUGGCAGAAAGGAUGAAUUUGGACGAGACCUCAGGCUGGAUUCGCCAACGCAAGCCACACCUCCGGGGACCACACCCCACCAAUUAAAACCGCCUUCGAUACCGAUCUCUACAUCAGUAGUUUCUGUAGACAGCACCGAAAAACCUUCCCAGCCGAUACUCGCAGAUCAUUCUGCCUCUGCGCAGAUAGAGUCUAACUACCCCGUUGCAUCAUCAUCAUCAUAUUCAUCUACAAUACCUUCAGUUGCAUCGCAAGACAAACUUGGUUUGGAUGUGUUCGAUCUUACGACUUUCAAUCCGAUGGAGCCGUCGUCGUGGGAGGCGCUGGGAAAAGCGUGGGCAGUUACGAACGGCUAUCUGCCGUCACAGGAGGAACUCAUGCAGUACAUUAUGGGCGGGAACAUGUUUCCUGUAACUAGUCAGUAUGGCGUGCAACAACAAGGCGAUCAUUGGUCUGGUCAUGAAGAGAACUGGAAUCGUCCACAAACAAAUCGAGGAAGAGGAAGAGGUCGCGGCAGUUUUGGUCACGGCAAUAGCCGAGGGGGGCAAUGGGGAUAUUCGGGCGAUCGACGUGGGGAUGACAGGGGUACAGAUGCAGUGAUGCUGGGCGGAGGGGAGGAAAUGGAGAGUUCGUAUGAUACAGGUUAUGAAGGGGCUGCAUGGCAGGAGCAACAACAGCAGAGUGGUACUUGGUCAAACGACAGUCGCGGGCAGUCUGUCCCUAGUGAAGAGGACACCUCGCAAGCUGAGCACCUCAGUCCAACUGGAGGAGCUCCCACAGGUAGGAUGCAGAGAGUAGGUGAUAAGUGGGUAUUCGUGCGAGGAGAAGCGGCGACAACAGAAGUAACAUCAUAGGAUGGACUUCCCUGCACGUUCUAUUGUAAUAUUCAGUUCCAUCAUUCGAUCCCCUCGUCUCACACAGAUUCCGUCGCAUUUCCCAUCCCAGCCAAUUCAUAGUUAUAGUUAUUUCUUACUCUUCCAUGCUCGUUGUCUCUGUAUAUAAGUCUUGGUCGAUUGACAUUGGAUUCCAUGUCGGAGGCAGUUGAGCACGAGAAGGGAUUUGGGAAGUAGAUGAGAUAAGCCAUCGUCGCGGUGCCUAUGCCGAUAAGACUGCCGACAAUCACAUCCUCUUUGUGAUGCCUCUGAAGAUGCGUUAGAUGCUAGAAGACAUUAAUGCAAAUACCGGUACGC
Somion occarium is the source of this 2477-nucleotide messenger RNA. The record is from the annotation of a GenBank genome assembly. NCBI's taxonomy places the organism in Eukaryota, Fungi, Basidiomycota, Agaricomycetes, Polyporales, Cerrenaceae.